Juglans microcarpa x Juglans regia is the source of this 1238-nucleotide messenger RNA. Its product is annotated as lipid phosphate phosphatase gamma. NCBI's taxonomy places the organism in Eukaryota, Viridiplantae, Streptophyta, Magnoliopsida, Fagales, Juglandaceae. Gene Ontology annotation, biological process: protein N-linked glycosylation; lipid biosynthetic process. The transcript is spliced from 2 exons. The record is from RefSeq and is a predicted model, not a curated record. The coding region runs from base 296 to 958 and encodes 220 amino acids. Gene Ontology annotation, cellular component: endoplasmic reticulum membrane; intracellular membrane-bounded organelle. Gene Ontology annotation, molecular function: dolichyldiphosphatase activity.
CCGCGUGUUGCCAAGUUUAUGGCCUCUCCUUUCGAUGACUUUACUUUUAAGGACCGACCAUCAUCGUCUCUUUGUCGAGACGUCAACGGUUUUCCGAGAAACAACACCCAAACAAUAAUGUAACAAGACCUAUAAGCCUAUUCUUCCUUAAUCCCCCCACUCCGUUCGCAACUUCGCCCUCUCUCUCGUCCGCAGAUCCGAUCAAACAGCGCGGACGGUCUGACGCCAAAUCAAUAUCCGAUUGAUAAUCCAUACCCAGAAAAUCUUUAGCUUCCUCGAUCGUUCUUUCUAAAGUAUGGCGCCGCUGAAGGCUGUGACACUGACCCACGUGAGAUACCCGAGGGGGGACCAACUAGGUCACUUCCUAGCCUGGGUCUCGCUCGUUCCGGUCUUCAUCAGCCUCGGCGGCUUCAUUUCCCACUUCAUUUUCCGCCGUGAGCUCCAGGGUAUGUUCUUCGCUCUCGGCCUCAUCAUUUCCCAAUUCAUUAAUGAGUUAAUCAAGACAUCGGUCCAGCAAGCUCGACCCGAGACCUGCUUUCUGCUCGAGACGUGCGAUUCUCACGGCUGGCCCUCGAGCCACUCCCAGUAUAUGUUCUUCUUUGCCAUGUACUUUACUCUGUUGACGUCUAAAGGGAUUGGUCUUUGGGACUCGAGGAACAAUUGGAUUGUGAAUUCCUGGUCUUGGUCUCUGGCAUUCCUCACUAUGUAUUCUAGGGUGUAUUUGGGGUACCAUACAAUUGCUCAGGUCUGUGCUGGGGCCAUUUUGGGUAUCUUUCUUGGAUCGCUGUGGUUCUGGGUCGUGUAUUCUGUGCUUUCCCCUUACUUUCAAGCAAUCGAAGAAAGCGCAUUUGGCAGGAUGCUCUAUGUUAAGGAUACGUCUCAUAUACCCAAUGUGUUGAAGUUUGAGUACGACAAUGCGAGAGCUGCGCGGAAAAAGGUGCCUUCCAAGAGCAAUUGACCACUAACAUUCAUCUGGGUAAAUUUAAGGAAGGACAGUUAACCGGAUGCCUGGUUGGAUGACUUCAUUUGGUUAGCAUUAUGAGGCAAGCCGGCUUCUGAAGUUAGUGAUUAGUACUGGAGUUUUGAUUGUUUUAUGUUAGCGGAGACUGAAUAUCGUUAUCCUGCAUAAUUCUUAUUACGCUAAAUGAAUUAUUGCCUAAAGAUAUAUACAUUUAGAUGAUGACUACAUGUAGAUACUCAACAUAUAUCAUUUGGAUAAUUAAAAAAUCAUUGGGACA